UUCUGCUGUAAGAUGCAGAAGAUCAAGUCUCUGAUGUCCCGACAGGGCUUGAAAAGCCCUCAGGAGAGCAUGACAGACAUGAGUCCUGUGGAGAGCUUCAGAGUCCCCAGCAAGGAAGAGCUGCGGGAGCUGAGGCAGCAGCCCAUUGAUCCACAGGCUGAACAGGAAAUCAUUGAUAGCGUUGAGGAGGUGUAUUACUCCGACGACUCCUUUGACAUGGUGCAGUAUGAGCUGGAGAGACUCCCUCCAGAGCUAAACCUUCAGGACCUGGAAGGGUACCGAGAUAUGCGGAAGAAGCAGCAAGAAGCUGUAUCAAAGAGAGUAGCAGACCUUAUUUUAGAGAAACAGCCAUCCUAUGUUAAGGAACUGGAGAGAGUUACGUCACUCCAGACCAACCUGCAUCUGGCUGCUGUCAUCUGCACCAACUCUAGGAGGCAUCUUGCUUUCGCUAAAGAAGGCUUCACCCAAGCGAGUCUCGGGCUCCUGGCCAACCAGAGACGCAGGCAGCUGUUAACAGGAUUGUUAAAAUCUUUGAGGACCAUAAAGACACUGCAAAGAACAGAUGUUAGGCUAAGCGAGAUGCUGGAGGAGGAAGACUAUCCAGGUGCGAUCCAGUUGUGCUUGGAAUGUCAGAAGGCGGCUAGCACUUUCAAGCACUACAGCUGCAUAAGUGAACUCAAUUCAAAGCUGCAGGACACCCUUGAGCAAAUCGAGGAGCAGCUAGAUGUGGCUCUGUCCAAAACCUGUAAAAACUUCGACGUUGCACACUACACCCGAGUUCAGCUUGCAUACUCACUUCUGGGCAAGACACAGACGGCUAUGGAUCAGCUUCACAUGCACUUCACCCAGGCCAUUCACAACACCGUGUUCCAGGUGGUGCUGGGAUAUGUGGAACUCUGUGCUGGCAAUGCUGACACCAAAUUCCAGAAGAUGCAAUAUAAAGAUCUCUGCACGCAUAUCACUCCAGACAGCUACAUUCCCUGCCUGACUGACCUGUGCAAAGCGUUGUGGGAGGUGAUGCUCAGCUACUACCAAACCAUGCAGUGGCAUGAGGAGCACGAUAAAGAGGAGACCAAGGACAGUGCUGAAGAUGGUAUUACUGAAGAAGGCUCAGGUGAGUCUGCAGUUGGCCACAGCUAUGUAAAGAAGAAACUCGAGCAUGGCCUGAGUCGAAUUUGGCAGGAUGUCCAGCUGAAAGUGAAAGCCUAUUUACUGGGGACGGACAUGUCCAACUUCAAAUAUGACGACUUCAUUGUGGUGUUGGACGUUAUCAGCAGGUUAAUGCAGGUAGGAGAGGAAUUCUGUGGCAGCAAGUCAGAGGUGCUGCAGGAGUCCAUAAAGCGCCAGAGUGUGAACUACUUUAAAAAUUAUCACAGAACGCGUUUGGAGGAGCUGCGGAUGUUUUUGGAGAAUGAAACAUGGGAGUUGUGCCCUGUCAAGUCCAACUUCAGUAUCGCUCAGCUCCACGAGUUUAAGUUCAUGGGCCAGUGUCGAUCUCCGUCUGUGUCACCUAGCAGAAAGCCAGUCUCCUUUGAUCCAAAAGAUCUCUCCCUGUUUGAGCAGUACCUUCAAGGAGGAAACCCUUUUGAGAUGCAGAUUGACAAUAAGGAAGAGGAAAGUGAAGAUGUACUGGCCUCCAAUGGGUAUGAGUCUGAUGAGAUAGAGAAGAAUGUGUAUCAGGACUAUGACAGUGACAGUGAUGUUGCAGAUGAACUUAAGCAAGACUUUGUAGAUGAGCAGACUGGAGACAUACCAAACAAGAGCGUAUCCAGAGAGACUCUGCGUAGCAGAAAGAGGUCCGACUACAGCCUGAACAAAGCCAAUGCCCCCAUCCUGACCAACACCACUCUAAACGUGAUUCGCCUGGUGGGCAAGUACAUGCAGAUGAUGAACAUUUUGAAACCCAUCGCCUUCGACGUCAUCCAUUGUGUGUCACAGCUCUUUGAUUACUACCUGUAUGCAGUCUAUACCUUUUUUGGCCGGAACGACCUGUAUGAAUCUUCUGGGCUAGGCCUGAUCAGCAGCAGACUGAGGACGACGCUCAACCGCAUCCAGGAGAGUCUUAUAGACAUGGAGACAGGAGGGGAGAAUGCAGGCUCCCAUGGCCCCUCAGAGGAAAGAAAGGAGAAGGUACCCAGUCCUCAUCUGAGUCAACUGGUGGUGCUAACCACUAGUGACACAUUAUAUGGCCUGGCAGAGCGAGUAGUUGCCACCGAAUCACUAGUGUUCCUGGCCGAACAGUUUGAGCUUCUUCAGCCUCAUCUGGACACCAUGAUGCCCCCAGCCAAGAAGCCCUUCCUCCAGCAGUUCUACUCACAGACUGUUUCCACGGCCAGCGAACUACGCAAGCCCACUUACUGGAUAGUGGCGGCCAAAGCCAUUGAUUAUGAGCAGAUGCUGCUGCUGAUGGCUGGAGUGAAAUGGGACAUUAAAGAGAUAAUGUCACAGCACAAUGUCUAUGUGGAUGUCCUUUUAAAGGAGUUUGAUGAGUUCAAUAAAAGACUCAGUGACGUCUCCAGACAAGUGCGGAUCCCACUUCCUGUGUCUAACGUCUUAUGGGAGCACUGCAUUCGUCUGGCCAACCGGACACUGGUGGAGGGCUAUGCUAAUGUGAAGAAGUGCAGUAACGAGGGCCGAGCCCUGAUGCAGCUCGACUUUCAGCAGUUCCUCAUGAAACUUGAGAAGCUUACUGAUCUCAGACCCAUCCCUGAUAAGGAGUUUGUGGAGACCUACAUCAAAGCCUAUUACCUGACUGAGAAUGACAUGGAGCAGUUUAUCAAGAAUCACAGGGAAUACUCCAUGAAGCAGCUGGCCAACCUGGUGAACGUCUGCCUCGGCUCUCACAUCAACAAGAAGGCCAGACAGAAACUGCUCGCAGCUAUUGAUGACAUCGACAGACCAAAAAGAUAAACGCCGGCAGACCACCCAAGCUAGAGGCAGCAUCCCAAAGGGGUCACACUAGAACAGUUAUCAGCCCAUCUAAUAUUCCACUGUGCAUGGCUAGCAUUGUAUUACUGACAUGUUUUUGCUGCAUUUGCCUUUGUGUACGUUUUCUGCCAAUGCAUCUAUCUUACACUCUUACUGUACAUGAGCAGCUGCUUGACCUCUGUGUAUUAUAUCAUCACUGUUUUGAAUGUGUUAAUAAAUAAGGCAUCAGAUCCCUUAAGCAACUCUUGGGAACAGAUGAUUUGCUGCAGCUCGGCAAUGAUGUGCAUUAUGAUGAAAGAUGUUUUACACAGAUCUUUUUAAACUCAGUUACUCUAUCCUGUUAAUCUUUUUUCAGUUACACUUUAUGUAUAUCUUUAAAAAAUUGCAUCCACUAUGGGUAUUGAAAAAUUAGAAAUAUUGUAAUGAUUCGAAUGUUAAUUUUUUUUUUUUAUCUUUGUUUCUUCAACUUUUCAAAUUGUUAUAUGA
Molecule: messenger RNA, 3414 nt
Organism: Trichomycterus rosablanca
Lineage: Eukaryota; Metazoa; Chordata; Actinopteri; Siluriformes; Trichomycteridae
Gene: vps50
Product: VPS50 EARP/GARPII complex subunit
Exons: 28
Coding region: 13-2910 (965 amino acids)
Biological process (GO): retrograde transport, endosome to Golgi; endocytic recycling
Cellular component (GO): EARP complex
Molecular function (GO): nucleic acid binding; SNARE binding
Source: RefSeq, a predicted model, not a curated record